This is a messenger RNA of Opisthorchis viverrini, 372 nucleotides long. RefSeq lists its product as hypothetical. The record is from RefSeq and is a predicted model, not a curated record. Bases 1 to 372 code for a protein of 123 amino acids. NCBI's taxonomy places the organism in Eukaryota, Metazoa, Platyhelminthes, Trematoda, Opisthorchiida, Opisthorchiidae. The transcript has a single exon.
AUGUAUAUGUGCGAAACAUGCCAUUCACGGGACUGUGAAUGCCUGGUGGAACACAUGUUCAUCCGUCGAGCGAUCAACCUUAAUUCUCGUGAUAGCACAAGGCAGAUCAAGCUAUGCAAAACUCAACAUAUACAACUCAACAACAUCACUCGGUCUGAACAUGACCCGACUGGUACCAGAGCAAAACAGGAACUACAGCGGAUCGGUAAUUUGAUCGCCCGUUCGAACGACUCAUUCGAAAGAAGUUCUCCUAUUGGUCGAAAUCUGGCUUUCAGGCCCCUACUACUGUGGGACAACGGGACCAGUCAAGCAAUACUUUUCAGAGGCAUGUCGAUUGAAUUUUUCACGAGUAGGCGACCUGAAGAACACUAG